ACGUCUCUCUGUCCCGAACUAUAACGUAUCUCGGCGAAAAGUUUUUCAACUAAAAACAUUCGCUUUGACAACAGGUGACCCGCUAUUGUGCUAAAAACUUUUCUGUCUCCUCGCGAGACGCCACGUUCGAAAAAACUCUAAAGAAUGUCACUCUAUGUCCGAGAACAAUUAGAUCGUAAUUUAAAUACGAAGGCAAGCGGUUGGAAUUGAGAUAACCAUUUUCUUGAGUAAGCACUUAUUAGUUAGUAGCUACGAAUAGUGCAAGUUGGGAAAUGUGAAUUUCUUCUGGAAAAACAUCCGAUUAUAUAAUGGACGAGAACGCGCCUGGUUCCGGAGAACUUCAACAUCACGAUAUCGGGCAGAUGUCCUACGAAGAGCUGAAAAAUCUUAUGUUGAAGAAUAAUAUUGAGAUACACGAUGACGAUGACGACGACGUACGACAGAACUAUACUCUUAGUGAAAUUACAGAAUUUUGUAACAGUUUUUACGAGAAUGAAACUUCUGUGUUACGCGAAAAAUAUCCAGGUGGAUUUUGUGAGAGUGUAUAUGACACUAUUUCCUGUUGGCCACCAACCCCUUAUAAUAGUACAGCGGUUAUUAGAUGUUUUAAGGAAUUUAAUAAUAUUAGAUAUGAUGAUAAAGAAAAUGCUUCCAAAGAUUGUCUUAGCGAUGGUAAUUGGGCUGAAAAAGCAAACUAUUCCAAAUGUAAAGAAAUAUUAAUUAUACCCCCAGAAGAUGAGGAAACGAUAGCUUCAUCAAUGAUUUACUGCGUUGGAUAUUCAGUCAGCCUGGUUGCUUUAGUUAUAGCAAUUGCUAUUUUCCUCUAUUACAAGGACUUGAAAUGUCUGCGGAACAGGAUCCACACGAACCUGAUGUGCGCCUACAUGUUGCUGUAUUGUACCUGGAUUUUAAUGCUGGUGCUUGGAACGCGACAUGAAAGUACAGCGUUAAGCAUAUCAUUAACGAUUACACUGUACUAUUUUCAUCUCACCACAUUUUUCUGGAUGUUCGUAGAAGGCAUGUAUCUAUAUAUCCUUGUGGUACAAACGUUGAGAAGGGAAAAUUUUAAACUUCGUUAUUACGUCUGUAUAGGAUGGGGUUUCCCAUUUAUUAUCGUUUUAGUGUGGGCUAUAACAAAGGCAGUGUUAAUUAUAGGAAGUUUAAAAGAAGCUGGUGGUUUCACUUGGAUGACUUGGAUGGCGAUCGAUUGGAUAUUUCAAGGUCCACCAGCAGGCGUCCUUUUAUUAAACCUAAUCUUUCUCAUAGCCAUCAUGUACGUUCUUAUUACAAAACUAAGGUCAGCAAACAAUGCUGAAACAAAACAAUACUGGAAAGCGGCCAAAGCUCUCCUAGUUUUAAUGCCCUUACUUGGAGUUACUUACAUAAUCACAAUAUCAGUUCCAACAACUGUUUUUAAUUACAUAAGGGCUGUGCUACUUUCGACACAGGGAUUUAUGGUAGCUCUAUUCUAUUGCUUUUUAAACACCGAAGUUCAAAAUACCGUACGACACCACUUCGAAACAUGGAAAACCUCCAGAUCUUUAGGAAGACGAAGAAUGAGAUUGGGGAGUAGAAGUAAAGAUGGUUCUCCAAGGUCUAGAACAGAAAGUAUACGGCUGUAUUGUCAGCCGUUAUACAAGAGGGAAUCCUGUACCUCAGAAGUAACGACAACAACGGUCGUUACCGUAAACGGGGGAAGAUCUUCGAACGGCAGUCAUUCCCAGAGGAGUCCUUUUCUCCAGCUCCCCAGACAAAGUUAUACCGGUAACGUGUAAAAAAUUUUAUCAUCCGAUCUCCGCUUUGAGAGAAAAAAGCGAACCCAACCCUCAGGGUCGAUAAGAAAAACUCCGACUACCAAGAAAGAAAAACGAUUAACACCCGUAAAUAUCAGUAAACUUAUCUGAAAAAAUUUUUCGUGUCGACUUGAAUAAGCAGUUGUUAUGCAAACUGCUAUUUUGGUACUUAGUUUAAACAACAUACAUAGUGAUAAUGUAUGGUAAUGUAUGUACGUUUUCACGCGACACCAGACAAAAGCAGCCUCAUUCAGUAAAGAUUUUCUCCUCUAUUGUCAUUAGUUCGUGUCAGGGAAAUAUUUUAGGUGAAUUUACGUCCUACGAAAAUCGUAAAAAAAGGUAUACCUACACACCCUGAGACAAAAGGGGAACAGUCGCAAAUUGUCUCGUAAAAAUUCUUACGUUACCCGUCGGCACUCGACGAACCUUCUCUUUCUCCGUUUCUUUACAUCCCUACAGCCAUCUAAGUAAGUAUAGUUGAAGUUUUCUUCAAAAUAAUGCAUUCGAUUUCAGUACGAGUCUGUACGAAAAUAUACAUUGAAAAUAUUGAACUAAAAGAAAACUAAUAAAUAAAUUUAAAAAUAUAUAAAAAAUAUGAUUGAGUUAUUUACCUGAAUUCGAACUUUCUAUCUGUAAAAUAUUCGUCAAAGAGUGGUGAAGUCAACGCUGAAAUCUUGUGUGACGACAGCAACAAACUUUUCCCUUGUUUUUCCACCUACUUCACAUGCCGAUAUCUUAGUCGUCUUUAAAGAUAGCGAAAUUAAAUAUACCACUAGAAAGUCUGAUCUUUCCUUCGUCUAAAACUUUUGGCUCCGGUCGAUAACAAGAGUGGAAGAAAAUAAAGCCUUGUACAGUCCUUAUGAAACCGAAUUAAAAAAGAAAAUUUAUUAAUUUGAAAAGGACACACUUUUGGGUAUCUAAAUCCAACUACGAAAUUUUUAAUCCAUUUCUUUUUGUAAAAGCAGCCUUACCGACGUGUUUUUGCCCCCAUUCAACCACUUUCUGGAUAAUAACUUGCGGCAGUCUGCUGAGCAUACUGAUCAUCGAGAUUCCUCUAUAAUCUCAACAGAUCUUCUUAUCCCCUUUCUUGUGGAUUGACGAUACAUUCUCAUUUCUGGACAUAAAAGCUCUUAAGAGUAUUUGUUUUUUUUCAAGAAAUUCUGGUCUCCUCAUGAUCGGCUGAAGCAGACAUUUCCAUCAAUUUCAAAUUGUAAAGGCUGAGACGAUUUUAAAUUUGUCGAACUAACCCUUGCUUGCGACAAAUGGUUUUUGUUCAAUAUUUGAUGAAGAGUGUACACAUUUCAUAAAAUUGUCAUAUAGCUUUGUAGCUUUAUCUCUAAUGAGUUUAGAGCUUAGAAUGGCUUUUUUUAGUUUGAUCCUCAAUCUGUAAAAUCAACGUGUUUUCAAUUUUUUCUAUAGGUCCUUUUCUAGAAUAUCUGCUAAAUUUUGAAGAUUCACAAACUGAAAAUUUUACACUUUUCGAAUUUUGUCUUCAUUUUCACGAAUAGUUCUUAUAUAAGAUUCGUUAACAUUAUUUUUUCUAGCUGCUUCUGCUAAAGUCAUUCUUUUAUGCAGGUCGCACAUUUUUGUAAAAGUGAUAACACUUUUCUCGAUCGUUUAGAAUUUAUUAUAUUGAAAGUUCUGGUGAGAAAACCGCAUAAAAGUGAAUCAACCACCUUAAAUCUUUAACCGCGUAAAUGAAGGGACUACCGUACUUUCCAUUGCAUUGGAACUUCUUCUCCUUUCGGGCACUGAUUAAAUAAUUGUGUUAUUAUUUCAAAUAAAUUGUUUGUUUCAUUUUCAACAUCUCUACCGCUAUUCCUUCUGGACCACAUCUCUGUCUAUUUCUACGGCUACAAACUCCACCAAUUUUUCACCACUUUCAUUUAUACUCACACGGUCAAGACUCUAUGCGAUGGUAUACAUAUACAGGGUGUCUCAGCGAGACCGGUCAUCAGACGUUUCUGGGGU
This is a messenger RNA of Onthophagus taurus, 3764 nucleotides long. Its product is annotated as diuretic hormone receptor. Lineage: Eukaryota; Metazoa; Arthropoda; Insecta; Coleoptera; Scarabaeidae. Gene Ontology annotation, molecular function: diuretic hormone receptor activity; G protein-coupled peptide receptor activity; peptide hormone binding. Gene Ontology annotation, biological process: adenylate cyclase-modulating G protein-coupled receptor signaling pathway; cell surface receptor signaling pathway. Gene Ontology annotation, cellular component: plasma membrane. The record is from RefSeq and is a predicted model, not a curated record.